AUGCAAAUGGUCAAGGAUGUUCUAGCCAACAGUGAUAAAGUUUCAGAGGUCCUACAAGAGUCUACUCAUCAGUUCAACCUGCUUACUUCACCCACCUUCCUACCAAAGGUCAAGGAUCAAGGGAAAUUCACUCUCCCUUGCACACUUGGGCAUCUUGAGAUUGACAAUGCCUUAGUGGAUUCUGGAGCAAGCAUCAAUCUGAUCUCUCUCUCCAUGGCAGAGAAGCUAGGCAUAGCUGGAGCCUUGCAGCGCCCUACUACUUCAAUCAUGUUUGGAGAUGCAACUUCUAAGUCUCCUCUUGGAGUGUUCAAGAACUAUCACUUGAAAAUUGGAGAAUGCAUCAUCCAAACUGAUCUCACUGUGAUGGAAAUGGAAGAAGAGAAGGAUCUGCCUCUGUUAUUGGGAACCCCUUUCCUUAGUACAGUUGGCGCUUCAAUAGACUUUCACAAGCAAGAAGUGAUCCUUCACAAGGUGAAUAGUUUGGUGUCAUAUCGCUUGCAGCCUAGAGGGUUGACAAGGAACCAAGAGUUGGGAAGGAUAAGGAUGAGAGAGGACCAAGGAUUGAGAAGCCACGUCUUGAGAGGGCUAGAGUUGAGAAACCACGAUCUGAUAGGCCAAGAGCUGAGACUUGUUCAAGCCCCUUGUGUGCUUGAUGAAGAGAGCCUUCAAGCUUUGUUUGAUGAGCCACUAGGAAGGGCUCUAAAAGAAGGGGAGGAUGCAGCCUCUAAGGCAAGACCAGGAGAUAAAAGAAAGGAUCCACCAGCUCAGGCCCCUUCAGUCAAGCCAUCUCAGCUCACAAUGACUUUGUUCCCCACCAAGUUUGAAAAUGGGAAGAUUGAGUACAAGAUAAGGUACAAGGGGAGAUCAAGGCCAUUCUCUAGAGCCAAGGCCUUGGUGACUUCAGAACAGUCCAGGGACCCAACCAAGCUAAAGGAGCUUCUGUCUCAAGUCCUCACUAUCACCCUUGAUGGUGGGACUAGCUCAACCAAUGCCUAA
Molecule: messenger RNA, 996 nt
Organism: Microthlaspi erraticum
Lineage: Eukaryota; Viridiplantae; Streptophyta; Magnoliopsida; Brassicales; Brassicaceae
Source: the annotation of a GenBank genome assembly